CAACGCUAAACUAUAAGUAUAUUUCAAAUAUAAUGCAUUAACUAACGGUCUAUUAAGGUGCGAUUCUCAAUAUUCGAGCAAUUACAUGUCUGCUGGGCUAUCGUGGCUAUAAUCCAUAACUAUGGAUCCGGAAUCGAACGCCGUUACCAGCACAACUACCACAAGUGGUAUCACUACCAUUUUCCUGAACCGACCUCAUCGCCGCAACGCAGUCAAUCCAGCGACUGCCAAAAGAUUAUAUGAAAAGAUCCUGGAAUUCGAAAAUAACCCCUCGCAGAAAGUAUGCAUUCUAGCUGGAUUGAACGGUACUUUUUGUGCCGGAGCGGACCUGCAUGAAGUAGCUAGAAUGGAGCGAUCGACGAACGUACCGGAAAACCUGCAACCUGUGUCGAAUGGCAAUCUGGGCCCAAUGGGCCCCAGUCGACUUCAAGUGAAAAAGCCCGUCAUCAGCGCCGUAUCUGGGUAUGCCGUAGCUGGUGGUCUGGAAUUAAGUCUUAUAGGAGACAUUCGCGUGGCAGAAGAUGAUGCUGUGUUUGGCGUGUUCUGCAGAAGAUGGGGCGUGCCAUUGAUUGAUGGAGGUACUGUCCGCUUGCAAGCAAUCAUUGGUCUCGGUAGGGCCCUGGAUAUGAUCUUGACAGGACGGCCUGUCAAUGCCCAGGAAGCCUUGACAAUGGGCCUGGUAAACAGAGUGGUUCCCAAAGGAAAGGCUCUCGAAGAAGCUAUGGAUAUUGCAAAUCAACUGCUUUCAUUCCCACAGGAAUGUAUGAACGUUGACAGGCAGUCAUGCUAUUAUAGCGCUUACAAUGCCACCUCAUUCGAGGAUGCUUUGCGGGAAGAGUUUAGACGUGGUGUCGGGGUUAUAACUUCAGAGAGCAUUAAGGGUGCUACUAGAUUCAAGGAGGGUCAUGGAAGGCAUGGAAGUUUUGGCGAUACUACGAAGUUGUAAUUUUGAUGAUAUCCAUUUCUCUUAUUAGUUUCAAAUCUGUUAAAGUCCCAUUGAUAGAUGGACAAAUUGAGUAUAUCCGAG
This is a messenger RNA of Paecilomyces variotii, 1027 nucleotides long. Its product is annotated as enoyl-CoA hydratase/isomerase family protein. The transcript has a single exon. Bases 122 to 946 code for a protein of 274 amino acids. The record is from RefSeq and is a predicted model, not a curated record. NCBI's taxonomy places the organism in Eukaryota, Fungi, Ascomycota, Eurotiomycetes, Eurotiales, Thermoascaceae.